Molecule: messenger RNA, 1991 nt
Organism: Fomitopsis serialis
Lineage: Eukaryota; Fungi; Basidiomycota; Agaricomycetes; Polyporales; Fomitopsidaceae
Product: cytochrome P450
Exons: 14
Coding region: 182-1675 (497 amino acids)
Molecular function (GO): monooxygenase activity; heme binding; iron ion binding
Source: RefSeq, a predicted model, not a curated record
GAAAUGGACACUGCUACAUUGGAUAGGCCUUCGAUCUUCGUGCAGCGCUAUGCCAGUGCCGUGAUGAAAACCUCCGCUGGCGCCAAGAACCAAGACCAGACGACCUCAAGACGACCCCAGUCGGACGGUGCUGCACCUAUUUCACCCCGCAUAUUCAACGUAGAACUGGACGAGUGCCGUUAUGAUACUUCCGCUACUAUGCAUAGUGCUAUUUGUUAUCUCAGCAUGGUCGCUGUCCGUCAGGGCGUAUCGUGCUCGUCCACCCCGCUUCCCUGGACCAAAGGGCCUGCCUCUCAUCGGGAAUAUCCUGCCAUCCAGGCGAAGGUGGCUCACGCUCGCAGCCUACAGUGAGAAGUAUGGUCCCAUGUACUCGCUGCGUGUCCUCCGAAAGCACAUGCUUGUACUAAACUCUGCUGCUGAAGCUCGGGAACUCCUAGAAGGCAAAUCGAAUCUGUACAUUAUCCGUCCGAUCCCUCAGAUGGUUCUGCUUGCCGGUAUGGACCGCGGAGUCCUUUUCGAAGGCGACCCUCUUCGCCUCCGCAAAUCCAGGAAGCUCCUCCAUCUAGUCCUCCAGCCACGGGAGCUUAGACGUUUCAACCCAAUCCUGGUGGAGAGAAACAAUGUCUUCUUGAACGACCUUCUGCGCACUCCGGAUAAGCUAGUAGCGCACAUCAGAAAGCUCUCAGCUGGGAUCACUCUGUCCAUGUCGCAUGGCUAUGAAGUCAAGGGAGAUCACGAUCCAUAUGUAGAGAUGGCAGACAUCACCGUGCAGAAUUUCGCCCAGGCUAACUCAUCGGGUCGGUUUCUGGUUGACUGGAUCCCCUUUCUGGCCAAGCUGCCUGCAUUCUUGCCUGGCAUGGGCUUCAAGAGGCUUGGGCUAAGCUGGAGGCAACAAUAUACGGAUCUGGCGGAGAAAGGACAAGAGUACGCAGAAUCAAACUUUGCUAUGGGAACGGCUAAGCCGUCUUUGACCUCUGCGGCCCUAGAUUCUGACUUGAAAGACGAACGCGAUAUCAUCAUGUUCACGGCCACGCAGGUGUAUACGGGAGGAGCAGACACCAGCACUUCGACGCUUUCGUCUUUCUUCCUCAUGAUGAUGAUGCAUCCUGACGUCCAACGCCGAGCUCAACAAGAGAUCGAUGAGGUCAUUGGCAAUGAACGCCUACCAGAGUAUGCCGAUCGACCGCGGCUACCCUAUGUCGAGGCCCUUCUCAAAGAGCUCUUACGUUGCUGUCCGCCCAUACCUGCCGUUGCCAGGACUCCGGGAGAAGACGACGUCCACCGAGGAUAUCUCGUUUCGAAAGGAACUAUCGUCAUUGUGAACUUCUGGGCCAUGCUUCACGACAAAAGCCGGUACGACGAGCCUGACGAGUUCAGGCCAGAACGCUGGCUCUCACGGGAUGCGGACGACAACACGGACCCGUUGGAAGUUACAUUCGGGUUCGGUCGGCGCGUGUGUCCUGGGCGCCACCUCGCCGAGUCGUUGUUGUUCACCGCCAUCGUGACCACGUUGGCGGCCUUUAAUAUCGCCAUACCAAGGGAUGAACAGGGCGAACUCGUGAAUGCGACCGGCGAAUACAGCGAUGGAGGAAUGAUAUUCCCACUUCCCUUCAAGUGCGACAUUCGGGUGCGGUCCGAGCGAGCGAAAGAGCUGGUAACGAGCAGUGUCGCUUAGUCAGACCGACGAUUGCAUUGAGAAUUUGAAGCGAAUCAUGAUAUUUGAUGCAGAUUGAAUACAGACAAUGGAUGGUAGCAAUCUGCGGUGAAUCGUCCUGUGGAGUCCCUCGUGCCACCGUGUACUGCACGCUAGUGUUCAGUGGAGGUACUUAUGAUUAAAGUUAGCGCUGGCCAGUGAGUUGGCGUCGAUGUCCUCCACCAUACUACUGGCUGAAUAUGUUUGUAGCUAGCCCACUGUGCUGGGCAGUUCGGGGCAGUUCGGGGCCCGAGCCAUCACUCGAAUAGCACACGCCACAGCGCCAGCCCUUGUCGUC